This is a messenger RNA of Pseudoliparis swirei, 3481 nucleotides long. RefSeq names its product sphingomyelin phosphodiesterase 1 (gene smpd1). The record is from RefSeq and is a predicted model, not a curated record. Gene Ontology annotation, molecular function: acid sphingomyelin phosphodiesterase activity. Gene Ontology annotation, biological process: sphingomyelin catabolic process; ceramide biosynthetic process. Gene Ontology annotation, cellular component: lysosome. The transcript is spliced from 9 exons. Bases 694 to 2514 code for a protein of 606 amino acids. NCBI's taxonomy places the organism in Eukaryota, Metazoa, Chordata, Actinopteri, Perciformes, Liparidae.
GGACCUUGUGCUCAAAAUUGACUGUCAAAUAACUUUAUUAUGUCUAUAUAUUGAACCCUCAAGCUCAAAUCACAGGAUGCAGAUUUCUCAAAUAACAUUAAUCAUGUAAUUGCGUUAUAGCAUCCAUUGUUCCAUCUUGAUCAGAGUUAACGACACAUCACAGCAAAUACAAUCUCGGCGCAUUAUGUUGGGAUGCCGUAACAUUAAUGUGUGAGAAGGUGCAAUUUGCGUUCAUGUUGGGAAUGUAUCGUUAAACUGUUUCGUAGAGUACGCGCACUGUGUACAUAGUGCACGAUUUAAAGUGCUGUGAACACACAAUCAUCUCGUCUCAAUAACAACUCGGGCUGCAAAGUUCAACGCGUUCCGCAAAAGCGACUAAAUUGAUCUUCCAGCUCCAGCGUGUUGAAAUUUCGCUCAGCACAACAACAAAAAGUGUGCCACGUGACUCGUCAGCUGACUCUCCUGUGUCUUUCAUAAGAGCAAACCCGAGAGCUCGAGACAUCACAACAACCGGUCGACCCGGCGCGCGCGACUUUGUGGAGGUGGAGCUGCAUUUGUUCUCCUCUCUUCUCGGGAAAGGACGACGAAGACCGUCCGGGCUUGCGCUUUUUUUUUGGAGCGCUGCUCCUGUACCCCUUCGCGCAGACCGGCCAACUCGCAUUCCUCGGAGGAUUCCUGCCGUCAGUCGGGACCAUGAAGCUGCCCGCCUCCUCCGGACUGGUCGCCUGCGCCCUGGUGUUAAUGUGGCCGCUGUUCGGCUCGUGUCACCCCGCACAGACCCCCCAGCAGCCGCCGCAGCAGCUGCUGCAGCCCAGGCUGCUGUUCCUGGAGCAGUUCAGGCGACACAGUGUGGGCUUUAACUGGAGUAACGCCAGCUGCUCCUUCUGCAAAGGGAUCUUCAGCAUCCUGGAUGUCAUCCUCCUGAGCACCACGAAUGAAGAGCGCGUGGCGCGUGCCGUCGGAGAGGCCUGCGUCACUCUCCACCUGGCCGAUGAGCAGGUGUGUCGAGAGAUAACGGAGUUGUUCCGGGACGACUUCCUGCGGGCUCUGGAGCAGUCCCUGCUGUGGCCCACUGAGGCGUGCGGCGUGCUCGUGGGCCCUUCCUGUGGCAAGUUUGACAUGUACGCCCCGUGGAACAUCACCCUGCCGAAGGUCCGAAAGCCCCCCGUCACGCCGCCCGUUCUUCCCAAACCCGGCUCGCCGCAAAGCAGGGUCCUGUUUCUAACCGACGUCCACUGGGACAAGGAGUAUUCAGCCGGCAGCGCCGGAGACUGCAAGGAGCCGCUGUGUUGUCGUCAAGACUCCGGCGUUCCCAGCUGGCGGCAGAGGGAGGCUGGCUACUGGGGAACCUACAGCAAGUGUGACCUCCCUCUGUGGACGGUGGAGAACCUCCUGGAGAACGCUGCCCGAGACGGGCCCUGGGACUGGGUCUACUGGACCGGGGACAUACCGGCGCACAAUGUUUGGUCUCAGACCCGGAAGCAGCAGCUGUCGGAGCUCACGGUCAUCUCCAGGCUCAUCCACAAACACCUGGGGCCCAACGUGACGGUCUACCCUGCCGUGGGGAACCACGAGAGUACCCCGGUCAACAGCUUCCCCCCUCCAUUCAUUCAUGGCAACCGAUCCUGCUCCUGGCUCUACGACACCAUGGCCGAGGAGUGGGCGCCGUGGUUAACGGAGCAGGCUUUGAAGACUUUAAGAUACGGAGGCUUCUACACGCUGGAGAUCGAGCCCGGUCUGAGGGUGGUCUCUCUCAACAUGAACUUUUGUGCGCGAGAGAACUUCUGGCUGAUGGUGAACUCCACGGAUCCGGCUAACCAGCUGCAGUGGCUGGUCCACAUCCUUCAGGGCAGUGAGGACAAAGGAGAGAAGGUCCAUAUAAUUGGUCACAUUCCACCUGGCCUGUGUCUUGGCAGCUGGAGCUGGAACUACUAUCACAUUGUCAACAGAUAUGAAAGUACAGUCACCGGACAGUUUUUUGGCCACACCCAUUUCGACGAGUUCGAGAUGUUUUACGACGAGGCCACCAUGACCCGCCCCGUAGGAGUGGCAUUCAUCGCCCCCAGUGUCACCACCUACAUUAACCUGAACCCAGGUUUCCGUGUCUACUACGUGGACGGGAAUUACCACGGCAGUUCCAGGCUGGUGCUCGACCACGAAACCUACAUCCUCAACCUCACGGAGGCCAACCACAGCCCGGGAGCGCCGCGCGCCCCGGUGCUGAACCCCAAGUGGACCCUGCUGUACCGCGCCACCGAGGCCUACGGUCUGACCAGCCUGUUCCCCUCCGACUACGACGGGAUGCUGCGGACCUUCCUGAAGGACGACCGGGCCUUCCAAAAGUUCUGGCACUUCCGGCACAAAGGACACGUGUCGGAGCCCUGCAGGGAGACGUGCAAAACCACGCUGCUCUGCCUCCUGCGGAGCGGCCGCUACGACGAGCUGGAGCUGUGCGACUUGCAGCACGGUUUUGGAGGGAACAUGGCGCGGGCUGCCAGAAAGACCCUCUGUUGACCAGGGGGGGGGGGGGGGGGUCAGGGCGGUCAGACUGAAGGAAAUGACCGAAACUGAAAUUCUGCUGAAGUGAAUUAUAAUCUUUAGCUGGUCGUUCAACAAGCAACGUGUUGGUUUUUAAGAGUAAAGUUACGAGAGCCGUUGAUGUGAAUCUGACCGAAGAACUCGGUUACGCGUUAUCGGUAAUGUUUAUUUCCCAAAGACGUACGAUUGUAACGCGCCUCGGGUUUGUCAACCCCUGCUUUGGAUGCAAUGUCGUGAAGGCUUUAAUCGAAAGCUGUUCUGUUUACUUGACAUGCAGGAGUUUGGUCAACGGUCAUAAUUUAUGCAAUUCUGUUAUACUCGGUGCCUUCUAUCAGGAAGAAUUGUGAAACAUGUCUCGCCUUAAUCUUAUUCUAUCGAAUAGCGUUAACUCAAAGAUGAUUCUGUGUCCGUGAAGAUUAAAUAUAACGAGACACAAUCUCAAUUUCUGGUAGAUUGUGGCUGUGUCACAACGUGAAGCGAAUAAGUGUCGCUCUAUUGAACAUGGACUGAUGGAUCGCUUCUUGAGGUGUGUGUUGCAGUCUUUUGGGACUUUUUAGCACCUUGUGGAGAUUUAGACCAGUAAAGUAUUUACUUUAUUUCAGAGCAUCAGCUGCCUCUAAAUAAAGGAACCGUUUCUCCCACUGAGGCUUAGAGCUGUCUGCACUUUAGUUGUUAGGCUAGUUCACUUUCAGGUGUGGUUGACCUGAAGUGACACGAACAGGAAGUCUCCGCUCGGUCUCUGCAACCUUUGGUGCAACACGUGAUGAGAAAUGCAUCUUGUGAAAUGAGCAACGGUGUAUUGUGAAUUAUGCUAUAAGCUGAUGUAUUAAACUGAAUUGUGAUUGUAAAAUCGAUCAAGCCAACUUUAUAUAUUUUAAUGAUUUGGUGUCUGCUCCCUGUUUUGUUUUUUUGAAAUGCCAAAUAAAAAAUCUCAUGCAGAUGA